AUUACGGUAGUCCCUCCCGUCGGUCUGUACGUGGCAGCGUCCAGAGCCCGAAGCCCGAUCCGAGCUGCUCACAACCGGGCGCGCCGACUGACACCGCGUCCGCCUGCCUGCGCGUGACGCCUGAGAAUAACGGUUAAUCGAAAGAGACGGAAUGAGGCAGCUCCGGUCCUUCGUCCUGUGGGCGCUGCUCUGCUGCUGGACCACCAGGGCGGAGAUCUUCACCUCCAUCAGCCAAAUGACAGACCUGAUCCACACUGAGAAGGAGCUGGUCCAGUCUCUGAGGGACUACAUUAAAGCGGAGGAGUCCAAGCUGGCUGCUGUCAAAAGCUGGGCCAACAAACUUGACGCUCUGACCAGGGUGUCCACCUCCGACCCGGAGGGCUACCUGGCCCACCCGGUCAACGCCUACAAACUGAUGAAGAGACUCAACACGGAGUGGUCUGAACUGGAGACUCUGGUGCUGCAGAACCCGUCUGACGGGUUCAUUUCCAACAUGUCCGUACACAGGCAGGUGUUCCCAGAUGCAGAGGAUGAGACGGGUGCAGCCAAGGCGCUGAUGCGUCUGCAGGACACGUACCAACUGGAUUCUGAGGCCUUCUCCAGAGGAAAGCUGCCAGGUAUGCACGCCAAUGCCUUACUGACGGUGGACGACUGCUUCGAUAUGGGCAAGACGGGUUACAACGACGCAGACUACUACCACGCCGUGCUGUGGAUGCAGCAGGCCCUGAAGCAGCUGGACGGCGGGGAGGAAUCCGUGGCUUCCAAGGCGGACAUCUUGGACUACCUCAGCUACUCCGUUUACCAGAUGGGAGACCUCCCUCGAGCCAUUGAGCUGACCCGGAGGCUGGUGGCUACUACCCCCGGCCACCAGAGGGCAGGAGGAAACCUGCGUUACUUUGAGCGCAUACUGACGAAGCAGCUCAGCGAGCAGGACCAGGACCAGCAGCCGGCCUCCGAGGAGCCCAUCCUGCUGGGGACCUACCAGAGACCCAAAGACCACCUCCCAGAGAGGGAGACCUACGAGGCCCUCUGCAGAGGGGAGGGGCUCCAAAUGAACGACGCGCGCCGCAGCCGGUUGUUCUGCCGCCUCCAGGACGGGAGGAGGAACCCUCGCCUCCUGCUGCGGCCCAUGAAGGAGGAGGACGAGUGGGACAGCCCUCACAUCGUACGCUACCUGGAGGUGCUGUCGCACGAGGAGACGGAGAAGAUUAAGGAGCUGGCUAAGCCCAGGCUGGCGAGAGCGACGGUCCGUGACCCCAAAACAGGCCUCCUGACCACGGCCAACUACCGCGUGUCAAAGAGUGCAUGGUUGGAGGAAGUGGACGACCCGGUCAUUGUCAGAGUCAACCAGAGGAUAGAAGACAUCACCGGCCUCGAGGUCGACACUGCAGAGUUACUACAGGUCGCAAACUAUGGAGUCGGAGGACAGUACGAGCCUCAUUAUGACUUCUCGAGGCGUCCUUUUGACAGCAACCUCAAGCAUGACGGAAAUAGACUCGCUACCUUCCUGAACUACAAAGAUGAGCCAGAUGCUUUCAAAAGAUUAGGCACUGGAAAUCGCGUGGCAACUUUUUUGAACUACAUGAGUGACGUCGAGGCCGGAGGAGCCACCGUGUUCCCCGACUUAGGGGCCGCGAUCUGGCCUCGCAAGGGCACGGCGGUGUUCUGGUUCAACCUGUUCCGGAGCGGUGAGGGCGACUACCGGACCCGACAUGCAGCCUGCCCCGUGUUGGUGGGCAGUAAAUGGGUGUCAAACAAGUGGAUUCACGAGCGUGGACAAGAGUUCAGGAGACCAUGUGGCUUAACAGAAGAGGAGUGAAGAGUGAACCAACACACACAAACACACACACACACACACACACACACACACACAUGCAUUAAUGCCAUCAUCUGGGCAACAACUUCUCUCCCUCGACUCAUAUAGAGAAAUAUUUCACGAGACAAUUAUGACUAUUUUAACUUCGGAACUGGCUGGAAAAUAACGUCAUUAUUUUUAUCGACCAAAAGAAACAGAACCAGGUUCUCCGUCACUUUAUUCCGAUGGGUUGAAAUGACCCUCCGCUAAGCCCCGCCUCCUGCCGCUGCUGAAGCUGUGAGAGCUACGUUACCACGGAGACCAAACUGUCACUAACCGCACUUCCUGCAUCAAUGUUUUUUAUUGAGUUUCCUUUCAGUAGAAUUCUCUGAAUGAAUUUGAGCUCCUUCUGGUCAACAGUUAGGCGGUGUUUACGUUUAGGGCUUUUAUUGUGAAAGGUAAGAAUGGAAGAUGUGGUUUCUUCUCCAUGUUGUUGCUACGCUACAGUGGACGCUUUGUUUAUGUCCGCUCGGCGCAACGUGAUUGGUUGAUGUUUUUAUUCGCACUGUUGUCGUUUUGAAAAAUUAUUCCAGUGUAGCUUUUUUGUUUUUGUGUGAAUAUUUAUGACAAAAACAAAGGUUUUUAAAAAUAUGUUGACUUGCAAAUGAAGUGCAAAAGAAGACAAAAGAAUGCUUUCAGUGUGCGUUUGAGAGGCGGAGCUUAGCAAAAGGUCAAUGGCGAUAAUAAUUUAACAAUAGGGUUCCGUAUAUAGAAUUAACUAAACCGGUAGAUUCAGACCUGAGUCCUCUGACUUCAAAAGCUCCGACGCAGCAGAAGCCUUUUUUCGAGUUUUCAAAGUAAAAGAAUUGGCGUUGGUGGCGAUACAGAUGAGCCCUUUAUUCAUCUUAUCUGUUAAAAACACCAAAACGUACACCUUAUAAAAUGGUGUCGGAGCAGAUCAUUCAGAUGUAUCUCAAUGCCACAUAUGCAGAUCUUUAAGAGAGAAUAUAUACAUUUAACAUUUCCGGAUAAGAAGCAGUGACAGAAAGAAGAAAAAGUUGUAUUAUUUUGAAAGAUCUUUCGAACUCCGGUCCGACUGGAGACUCUUUCAGACACAAAUUGACUUUACUGCAUCUUCAUUGGUCACAACUUUGUGUUUAAACUAUUUAAAUACUCCUGUCACAGUGUUUCAGUUUCCUUUAAACCAGACAGAAAAAAACACAUUUCCUCCAAAUCAUGUCCACGAUGUUUUUAUUUAUAUGGCGUUUAAAUUAUUACACUGUUAUUUCACAUUUUGUGCUCUUUCUACAAGCCAACAAGUCAAUAAAUGGUGUCUUUUAUUAAAAUGUU
Messenger RNA from Cyclopterus lumpus (lumpfish), 3145 nucleotides. RefSeq names its product procollagen-proline, 2-oxoglutarate 4-dioxygenase (proline 4-hydroxylase), alpha polypeptide 2 (gene p4ha2). Gene Ontology annotation, molecular function: iron ion binding; procollagen-proline 4-dioxygenase activity; protein binding. Gene Ontology annotation, cellular component: endoplasmic reticulum. Gene Ontology annotation, biological process: peptidyl-proline hydroxylation to 4-hydroxy-L-proline. The transcript is spliced from 16 exons. The coding region runs from base 152 to 1819 and encodes 555 amino acids. NCBI's taxonomy places the organism in Eukaryota, Metazoa, Chordata, Actinopteri, Perciformes, Cyclopteridae. The record is from RefSeq and is a predicted model, not a curated record.